Molecule: messenger RNA, 1128 nt
Organism: Daldinia loculata
Lineage: Eukaryota; Fungi; Ascomycota; Sordariomycetes; Xylariales; Hypoxylaceae
Exons: 3
Coding region: 1-1128 (375 amino acids)
Source: RefSeq, a predicted model, not a curated record
AUGUCGCCUCAGGGAGAUAACAACCGCGCCCAGGAGGUUCCUGGAACCCCGGAUUCCGGCAUUGGCAUGACCGAUGCGCAGCAGCUUGGCGCCAUGGCCAAUGCUAUCAACGGUGCCCAGAGCGCCAUAGUGGUUGUCGAGAUUGAUGGCGUCACUUUCCGCUACACCUUCCAGCAGCUCACUGAGAUGGGUACUGUGCUAGCCCAUGCUCGUUCCCAGGGUCUCUUCCCUCCCACCACCGCUGCAGCCCAUGAUUUCCAUGCCAUCACCCAGGAUUACCUCCGCUUUAUCCAGCUCUCUGCGGCCCGCGGUAACGCCCCUCGUGAGGAGUGGAACCAGAUGCGUGACGUGGUCCAGCUUCUCGUUGAGAUCACUCAGGAAAUUCGGGCUCGUGAUAAGGUCGCAGCCGAGAAGACUGAGGAGGAGCGUGUUCAGGCUCAUGUUGCCAACAUGAUGAGCGGUGUUAGUGCCGAAAACAAGCUCUACGACAUUGUCAAGCACGCGGUUACCUUUGCAAUGAACAAUGGAUCUGGUGACGAGGCUGCCACUGUCACUGGUCAGAAUAUGGCAGCUCUCCUUGAUGGAAUUCGAGGUGUUAUUAGAGAGAUGGCCGGACAGGGCACUCAUAACGUUGAUGGUGUAAAUGUUGAGGCUGUCUUGGAGGAUGUCUUUGGAAUGAUCGACUUUGCCCUUGGUCAUUCCGUGGGCCCUCUUGACAGGAAUGUCAACGCCUUGGGUGGACGUGUCGCGCACAUGGAUGGUCAGAUCAUGCACCUCAACGCUAUCGGUCAGCAUGUCAAUGCCAUUGAUGGUCAUGUUCACUCUCUUGGCAACAACAUCAAUGCGUUCGGCACCCUGUUGAACUCGACUAAUGGCAAUGUCAUCUCUCUCACCACUCAGAUCGCCCUCCUCCAGACUAUUGUCAAUAUGCUUCCCCGCAUGAUCGCUGAGGCAUGUGAGCAGAUGCUCCCUGGAGCUGCCCAGGAGGCCAUGGGUCCUAUCAUUGCCAUCAUUGAGGGCCAUCUUGGCACCGCCUUGCCUAUUGGUGCUGCUCAUGGCACUCAGCAGCAGCCUAGGGGACUAAAGAAGUUCUUCAAGUCCGUCAAGAAGCUGUUCCGAAAGAACUAA